Messenger RNA from Gastrolobium bilobum, 1248 nucleotides. Its product is annotated as ethylene-responsive transcription factor ERF062. Gene Ontology annotation, molecular function: DNA-binding transcription factor activity; DNA binding. The transcript has a single exon. Gene Ontology annotation, biological process: regulation of DNA-templated transcription. Lineage: Eukaryota; Viridiplantae; Streptophyta; Magnoliopsida; Fabales; Fabaceae. The record is from RefSeq and is a predicted model, not a curated record. Bases 1 to 1248 code for a protein of 415 amino acids.
AUGGAAAUCUUCACCCAAAAGGAACUGCCAACUUGUUUGCAAGAAAUGACAAUGGCAUCAAAGUUUUUGGAUGAUGCAAUUAUAAGAGGUUCUCACUCUCUCACUCCUUCUCAUCAUGUUCAUGUAUCGAGAAGUGGGGUAAACUCAUCAAUGGCAUCAACUGAAAAGCUUCUUUUAUUUUCAGAUUCUACUUCAAUGAAAGAAGAGGUACCUUUAUCCACUUUGAUUAGUCAUAUUCCUGCAAAGAUCAAUGGUCAUGAAGACAUCAAAAAUGAGAAAGAGAAAAACCAAUCCGUUUCUGGAUUCAAUUCUAUCUGCACUCUUGGUGUCUCAGCCUCAGAUAUAAAACAUGAUUCUAUUCCUCUAAAUCUUUUGGAAACUCUCUCAGCAUUACCUAUAGCACAAGUUUCAGAUGAGCCAGUGGCAUCUUCAGCUUCUUCUUCUUCUUCUACACCAAAAUUUCCAAACUUGUCUUUGUUUUUGCAGGAACCCACCAUGCUGCACUCAUCAUCCUCACAUAUCAAAAGUGGUGAAGUCAUGUCAGAAACUACAAAUCCCACAUAUUCUUGGUCACAGUUUGGUCAAACCCAGCAUCAAUCAGGUAGUGAUUCACACAAAAUGAAUAAGAAUGUAACAAAUCUUCAGUCCAAGUCUUUCAAAGACAAUUGGUUGAGUACAACAAGGACUCAGCCUUUGAAGUAUGCUUCAAGAGGUAAGUUGUUCAAAGGGGUGAGGCAGAGACAUUGGGGGAAAUGGGUUGCAGAGAUUAGAUUACCAAGAAAUAGGACUAGGGUUUGGUUAGGGACUUUUAACACAGCUGAAGAUGCUGCCAUUGCAUAUGACACAGCAGCAUACAUAUUAAGAGGAGAAUAUGCUCAGUUGAACUUUCCUGAUCUAAAGCAUGAAAUUCAAGCCAAUUCUUUGAAUGGAACAACUGCUGCACUUCUUGAGGCCAAACUACAAGCAAUUUCACAAGGUGUUUCUUCUCAUAGGAAGCACACUGCUUCACCAGCAGGGUCAAACAAUAAGCUCACUGAAGAGAAUGACAAAUUGAAAAGUAAAAAUGGCAAGGAUUCAACCAUAAAGGAGUGGCAGUUUAAUAUAGAGAGCAAGGUUGGAGCUGAGACAACAGAGAGAAGCAAAAGUACUCAUCAUAUGAUAUCAGAUGUUGAAGCCGUUCAGUUAAGUAGAAUGCCCUCCUUAGACAUGGACAUCAUUUGGGAUUCACUUUUAGUCUCUGAUUCAUGA